Messenger RNA from Olea europaea var. sylvestris, 723 nucleotides. Its product is annotated as 40S ribosomal protein S21-2-like. Bases 158 to 406 code for a protein of 82 amino acids. The record is from RefSeq and is a predicted model, not a curated record. Gene Ontology annotation, molecular function: structural constituent of ribosome. Gene Ontology annotation, cellular component: ribosome; cytosolic small ribosomal subunit. Gene Ontology annotation, biological process: translation; endonucleolytic cleavage to generate mature 3'-end of SSU-rRNA from (SSU-rRNA, 5.8S rRNA, LSU-rRNA); endonucleolytic cleavage in ITS1 to separate SSU-rRNA from 5.8S rRNA and LSU-rRNA from tricistronic rRNA transcript (SSU-rRNA, 5.8S rRNA, LSU-rRNA). NCBI's taxonomy places the organism in Eukaryota, Viridiplantae, Streptophyta, Magnoliopsida, Lamiales, Oleaceae. The transcript is spliced from 4 exons.
GAAAACAUUUCGUGGUGGCCUUUCUGAAAAAUUUGAUUAGGGUUUAACUAAAAUAUAAAACCGAUCAGUAGACGCGAACAGCUCCUGUCGCCGCCGCAGUCCUUUUCUGGUGCUUUGAACUUUUUGCAGUUCUUGAUUCUUAGAAGGAUUUGCCAAGAUGCAGAACGAGGAGGGACAGAACAUGGACCUCUACAUCCCCAGGAAGUGUUCUGCGACAAACAGGCUGAUCACUUCUAAGGAUCAUGCAUCUGUCCAGAUCAAUGUUGGGCAUUUGGAUGAAACUGGCCGAUACACCGGUCAAUUUUCCACAUUCGCUCUCUGUGGAUUCGUCCGUGCCCAGGGUGAUGCUGACGGUGCUCUUGAUAGGCUCUGGCAGAAAAAGAAAGUUGAAGUUCGACAACAAUGAUCCCAUCCUAGCUUGCUUCUCGCUUCAAGCAAUGGAGUUUGUUUCUCGAGACUCUCUUUAAGUUUUGUUAUAUUAUCUUAGGAUUGUGAAUGGUGCUAGAUUUGAACCAUUAUAAUUAUGGUCACAAUAUACUCGGCUUACUGCUUGAGUAAUGAGUUUGUGAACUUUUGAUAGAAAUAUCUAUGGUUGGUUGUGUUUCAUCUUUUUUCUCUGCAUUUUUGUUAGUCUCGCCCCGUCAUUCCUUCAUGGACAUCUGUAUUCACAAGGAAAUAUGUUGAACUAGCAUUCAUGCAUACAGGUUGAAGAAUUUUAUCUUU